This is a messenger RNA of Haemonchus placei, 1041 nucleotides long. Lineage: Eukaryota; Metazoa; Nematoda; Chromadorea; Rhabditida; Trichostrongylidae. The record is from the annotation of a GenBank genome assembly.
AUGAGGGCAAUUUACUUGAGCUCUAUACGACGUGCAAACGUCAGAUCUCAAUAUGUGUUAAUGGAAUUGGUGGAGACGGAAAAGGAUUAUGUAAGAGAUCUGUCGUCAGUGGUAGACGGUUAUAUAGCGAAUCUCGAGCGAAUGGAAUUACCAGCGGAUCUUGUUGGAAAGGACAAAAUCAUAUUCGCAAAUAUCGCACAGAUUUUGGAGUUUCAUAAAAAUUUUUUGAAGGAAAUUGAAAAGUGCCUUGAUAACUACGAAGUCGCUGGAAGUGCCUUUGUCAAAUAUGUGAGAAGACUGGAGACGAUGUAUGUGCGAUAUUGCCAGAACAAGCCAAAAUCAGAUUAUCUCGUUUCUCAGGAAGAUUUUGAACAGUUCUUCGCAGAAACGAAAGCGAAACUAGGACAUAAAGUGGCAUUGAGCGAUCUACUUAUCAAGCCUGUACAGCGUAUAAUGAAAUAUCAGCUACUUCUCAAGGAUAUUCUGAAGUUCACCGAAAGAGCCAAAGACAAGACGGAUAUGCUGAAGAAAGCGCUUGUGGUGAUGCAUGUGGUACCAAAAGCAUGCGAUGAUAUGAUGCAAGUUGGGCGACUUCAGAAUUUCGAUGGAAGCUUGAACGCUCAAGGAAAACUUCUCUAUCAAGGAACUCUUCCCAUUUCGGAUAGUCAAGGUGGAACAUCGCAGAAAUCCAAGGAUCGUCGUAUUUUCCUCUUUGAACAAUCAGUCAUUAUUGCUGAUCAUAUACCACCAAAGAAGGAAUUCGGCAAUCCAAUCUACAUAUUUAAAAAUCAAAUCAUGGUAAACAAAAUGCUGUUCGAGCCGUCGGUUCCUGAUGAUCCACUGAAGUUCAUCAUUCGCAGUUCGGAUCCAGCUCAACCGACAGCAUUUAUUGCUACUGCACAGACUCAAGAAGAGAAGAACGAAUGGGUUCGGUACAUCAGUGAACAACUUGAUCAACAGAAACGUAUGUUGGCGGCAUUGGUGGAUCCACGACGAUUUAUGGAUGAUUUGAGUGGAUCGAUGGCUGGCAUGGGAUUGUAA